ACAUCACAAUAAAUGCACGUUACUCGAUGUAAACAAUAACAAAACCUUGAUCUUGUCUAAUAUUUAGUAAAAAAACCGGACAGUGAUUGUGCUCCAUUUGUCCUAUUACCACAGAGGGAUUACAGAUAUUCAGACAUAAAUCGCUGAACAUUAUAAAAUGGGAACAAAGCUUUUAUCUGUAUGGAACAGGAUAAAUGUUCUGAAAACAUCGUCGACUGUCAGCCAACUGAUUUGUACAUAUGGUGCAGCUUUAGGUCAAUUUUCACAUAGAUGUGCAUACAAUACAUUAAAGAAAUCAACUCAGUGUGCAUCAUCAUAUUCCUCACAAAUUUUAAAGGCUAGAAAACCGGUUUUUUCAUUUGUUAACACAUCUGAAAAAAAUCAAUACGCACAAUAUUCAUUAUUAGGAACUUUGAGUUUGAGUGUUAAAGACAAAUCUGCGUAUUGCAGUGAUAAGAAGAGUAUUUCAAGCAUGUCAUUCGGCGAGGACAUUCUAUUUCGACAGGUAGGCCUAAAUAAUAAUAGCAAAUAUGCAAAGACAAUGAAAUAAUAUUUAAAAAUCCUUUAAAUACUUUAAAACUGUUUAAUCCUGUCCUGUACUGAAAUUAGUAAUUACAACGUGGACAAUGAGUUACUAAAUAGGUUAGUAAACUAAGAAGUAGUCUGCCAGUAGUAAAAAUAGUGGCUAAAUAUUUACCAAAAUAGUAAAUAAAAAAAAAUAUGUUUCACAGUGACUGUGCAUGACACAAUGAUAAUGACAUAGGCUACUUAACUUUUUGAUUUUGGCAAGAAACUGAAACAGCCUACAUUACAACUACUAGUUAUUUUUAAAAAAAAGUUAUGCAGAUAUUUGAUUUAUUUGUUGGCCUUCAUUUAUUUUUUACUAUAGACCUCUCUUCACAAAGUGUGAUAUCUUACAGGCACAUAAAAUUCUGAAUUUUCUUAUUUGAAUUAGAGGUUAUUUUUUUCAUUUUAACUCUGUUCCCUUGGACUUGAUAAUUCAGAAAGAGUGCUAACAACACAACUUUAUAAUCAUCUAUAUCAGGGAUGUCCAACCCCGCAGCCCUCUUGCCUGGGCCACUGUUUAUGAAUGUGGCCAAACUACAAACUUUAUGAGAUCGCCACUAAAAAUAUUGUUAACAAAUAUAAUAUUAAUAGAGAAAUGCCUCCUCUUGUGACAUUAAAACACACAUCUAAUUGAUGAGAUUUUUAGGAAACAGUGAAGAAUAAUUUAAAGUAAUUUUCUUUGUCCAUUGUUAAAAUAUCUGGUAUAGCUACUAAUUGUGCAUAGGCUAUGAUAAGGAAAAAAAAAAAGAUGUUCUUUUAAAAUUAAUAGAGAGCAAUGCAAUUGCCUUUCAAAACUUUUUAAUAAAUUUGCAACUCCUUUUUCAGUCAACCUAAACACAGAAUGCAUAGAGUUAUGAUCUGACAUUUAACUUGACUUUUUUAUCAUGUCUCUUUAUUUGACAUCUUCCGCAUAAAAAAAUAUCACUUGCAUCAUAAUUUUGAUCCACAAAAAAAAAUGUGAUCAUCAUACUUAUUUCACUUUACUGAACAAAUAAAUGAAUUUAUGAAUUUUAAAUUACUUAAAUAUGUUAAGCAUAAUAUUCUACGUUUUUGUGCUCAUCAGCUAUUGUUAGUUUUGUUCAUGUAUUUUAUAAGUAGCCCAAAUCAAACUGUCUCCUUGGAAUUUGUCCCAGGGAGAAUAAAAGUUUUUACACCCCUGGACAUCUAUAAAGGCCUAUUAAGCUACUAAUAUGAAAAAAUAAUAAUUAUAUUUUAAUAUUUUUCAAAAUUAGGUAAAAUGUAAGCCAAUGUUAAGGUCUAAUAACAAUUUUUACAAUAAUCUUCUAUAGUAAGAAAUGAGGUUACAUGGAUAAUUUAACCCAAGUUGGGUAAGAAAAGAAACUUUUUAAGAGCAAAAGUUUUAAUUAAUAAAUAACACAAAAUUUACUCCUAUUAUAAUUAAAAUAGUAAAGGGAAUCUUUAUCUAGGCCAAUGUUUCCAACCUGUGCUCCCUGGAGCCCUAAGAAUCAGAGUGCAGUUCUAGGGCCUUCACAACCGCUUCAAUAAAUGAAAUAACAUUAUCAACUUGUAAGAGCCGUAAAACAUAGGAAGGUCUAAGGCAGGGGUCUCAAACUCAAAUCAUCCGGGGGCUGCAGGAGGUAGAGUAUGAGUUAGACUGGCCGCAUCAAGUAUUCCACAAAAAAGUGAUAACAAAUUUUAAAAAGUACAACUGUUACAAUCUGCUCAACCUUUAUUUAAAAUAAAUAAAAACAUCAAGGGUUUUCAAGAACUAGGCUUCACUUUAUUUUUCCUAUUCCUUGUUGCCAGAGACCUGGCAGCACUUCUUCUUACACAGCUGAGCAACAUUUGGCUUGAGUGAGGAAGCAACCGAGGCUCCCUUGUUGUAUAGCUUGAAGAUGCUCAUCAAUAAGUUUGGCCCUGAACUUUAACUUGUUAAAGUUCAUAGUGGAAAAGAGCUUUUCACACAGAUAGGUUCUCCCAAUAAAAGGCACAUGAUCCGCUUGAACAACCUGGAACUCUCAGGGAAAGUGGUGGGAAAUGCUCUCAUAAAUUGUCGAACCUUGUCUGUUUUUCCAUUCACCUCCCUGAACUUAGAAUUGCACUGAAGAUCAAUCAGCUCCAUUUGAAGCGCAAAGAGGUGGGUGGUAGGCAUCUUCCACAUUAAAGGAGAAAGGGUCAGCAAAAAGUUGAAAAGUGACUGUGUGUUUUUUGAAGUCUAGAAACAUCUUAUCAACUUCUUCCUGUAGCGUUGUAAUGGCAUCAAUAUACUUACUACUGAAUGGUGUGCUCGAAUCCAUGAGUAUUUUGCAUAUUGAGAGACGGCAGAGGUUUCUCUAAGAACCAUAAUACAAGUUUUGUGCAGAAUGCCCUGACAUUGUCAUAGGCAACACUGACAAGCUACUCCUAGUCUUGUAACUUCUUGUUGAGUACAUUCAGCUCCUGUGUAAUGUCAGCAAGAAUAGCCAAGUCCAUGAGCCAUUAGGGAUCACUUAGUACAGGAACAACAACCCCAUUCUUCUCCAUGAAAGCUUUAAAUGCUAAAACAUGUGCAAACAGUAGGCAUGAGCAGGCAAUAUUUAUAAAUUAUUUAUGCAAAAGAAGAUGAUAUUGUAAGGAGAAUGAAUUUUGAUUUUUUUUUUAUCGUAUAAAGGCCUUUUUGACUAACCCUAUUUUGAAAGUGGCCAAGCUGACAGGCUUGGAACUUUCCUCACUCAUAAACAGUGGCUGCAAUUUUAAAGGGAUUGUUUGAUAAUGCAUCAGAUUGCUACGAUUUACACAAUUAUGGUUAUGCAUUACCCACCAACUGACUUUUUAAUACUUUUUACAAAACUGAACAUUGGCCAUGUUUGUCUCAUAAAAUGCUAUAAAAUAAUAACUUUUAGUCUUAUUUUAAAACGGUUUUUACCAUUAUAAUCAACAUACAAAUUCUCACAAACAUAAUAAAAAUCAGAAUUAGACUAGUAGGUGAAAUUCGACUGAAACCAUCACGGAGGGUCACAUUAUAGAUAUGAGAAUGGGGAAAACAUGCGGAUCACAUUAACACUAAACUUUACUGUCAUGUAGCAGGCCGUAAUAUAUCGUCUUGCGGGCCUGCAAAUGGCCUGCAGGCCGCGAGUUUGACACUCCUGGUCUGAGGAUCGCCCCCAUAGAAAUUGAUUCUAAAAAGCACUCAGCCAGUCACAAUGGUUGAGAAACACUGGUCUUGGUGAUGUGUUUUAAUCAUCUUCACGAUGUUAAAUGAGGCUAGAUCGUAAAUUGAGGUUUCUGGAAGCAUGAUAUAUUUGAUCUUGCACAUAAACCGCAGCUCUAUUGCAUUUUGUUUGGUACCAGUACCAAUAAUAAUACUUACAGGUUUUGUUGUUUUUGAUACGAUAACAACUUUCAACAGCAAAGGGAAGAUGGUGUUUAGUUAAAGAGAUUUUACUUUUAAUAGUUAAUGAUCCAUAAUGCAUUGAUUAAAACAUUGUGCGUGAAGAAUUGAUUAAAAAGGCAAACACCCAUCUUUGCAAAAAAGAAUUUUCCUCUACCGCCAAUGAACAUAGAAAUAGUUUGAACCCCAAAGAUAGUUUUCAAAUUGCUCUGACUUUAAAAAAAAAAAAGCUUUAAUUUUGAUUUUGUUAUUGUAUAACUUAUACUAGUAUCAAGAUAAAAAUAUCACUAAAGCCUGAAGUAAUAAAAGGUAUUGAAUGAAUUUAUUUUUAACUAAUGAGAUUUUUUAUUAAUUUGUAUUGAAUACUUUGUUUGUUUCAAUCACUGGUUACUUCUGAGAUCACAUUUUUUUUGCUUUUUUUGUUAAUAAAUUAAAUGUAUAUUUUAUAAAGUUGUCAUUUCCUUAUCAGCUUUUAGAAUACAAAUCAUACACUUACACAUACCUUCUUGCGGAUGUAGCUACAAAUGAAGCAGUUCUUAUUGAUCCCGUCAUUGACACCGUGGACAGAGAUGUUCGGCUGGUGUUUGAACUUGGCCUCAACCUUUUAUAUGCUGGUAAUUUUUUGUAAUGUUAAAAAAAAUUAUUUUGUUUAGUUGCCUUCUUUAAAGAGGUUGUCUAAAGAAAUGUGUGAGAAAAGUUGGCAACAGUAACACAAAUACAAGUAUAAUUAUUAUUAAAAGAAAUCUCAAGAAAUGAAUCAUUAAAAGACACAUUAUUUCUCUCUGUGAUUAACUAAAUCUUCUUCAUUUUCCAAACAUUGCCAGAAUUUCAAUAAUUUCUUGUUCUUUCUAUGUAGAUCAUUGUGCAAAAGAACACAUUUUACUUUAAUAUUAACCACAAACUAGCAACAUUUUCUCCAUGACCAUUUUUUUCAGUCAUCAAAUUUUCCCCUUCAAAGACUGGUUCUGUUGACAAAUUUGUACCAUAUUAUUCUUUCUAGUUAUGUCAAUAUCAGCAACUACCUUAACUUUGAGACCUUCAUUAACACUGCAGUUCCAAGCUGCCUGAAAGGCUUAAUUAUUUUCAGAAAGCUACUAAUUGCAAACUAUAUUUUGCGCUCAGUUGGCCCAAAAUGUCUGAUGUAAAAAAAAAAAAGAACUCUUAUUCUAGUUAGCUUCCAUCUGGCUUUUCUGAAAGGUUUCACUUCCUUUAUCAGCACAUUUAUCUCAGAGACAUGGGUGUAAUUGGCUAUACAACGGCUAUUGUCAGAGAUACGGGUGUAAUUGGCUAUACAACGGCUAUUGUCAGAGACAUGGGUGUAAUUGGCUAUACAACGGCUAUUGUCAGAGACAUGGGUGUAAUUGGCUAUACAACGGCUAUUGUUCUUGAGCCUUGUUGGCUUUUUAAACAUGUGCAAUAGUCAGAUAGUAAGCUGACACUGUUAAGAAAAGUUCAAAUUAAGUGUUGUGCUUUUUCUGGCUGCUGUAAUAUUUUAUGAGUCAAAGAUUUUUUUAAUUUUUACACCCAGUAGCCUAUGUAAUUAGAGUAAAAAAGCACCUCCUUUUUUUCAGAAUUUUAUUCAAUAUGAGAUCUCUUUUAUGUAAUUUUCUUAUAGGUGUUUUCAUUCUUUGCUUUUAUUUUUAAAAAAUUUAAUUUGCAAGGGCUUGAGUAUUUUUUAAUUUUUUUUUUUACAUCAGUCUGUGGGAUAUCACUGACAUUUCAUUUUGUAAUUCAUUUCCUACGUAUUUGAACAGUAAAGUAAUUUGCCUUUUUUCCCCCACAGUUAACACACAUGUCCAUGCUGAUCAUAUCACAGGGUCUGGAUCAAUUAAGAAAAUGAUUCCAUCUUGCAAGAGUGUUAUAGCAGAAAUCAGUAAUGCUAGAGCAGAUGUUAAAUUAAAAGAAGGUGACAUUAUUAAAUUCGGACAGUUUCAACUUGAGGCACGCAGCACUCCUGGACAUACAGAUGGUACAUUGUACAUUUUCACAAAAAACUAUAAUUACCGGUAUUUUAUAAAAUCAUCUUUAUAUGGUGCCUAAAAUGUUGCUUUAAUUCUAAUGUUUUCAUUAACAUUUCCAGAAAAAUUUUAGCUGUUUUGUGAGAUUUAUGGAAAAAUGUAUUCAAGAAUAUUUUUAUAAUUUUGACAGGUUGCAUGUCAUUUGUCUGGCAUGAGAAAGGAAUGGUGUUCACAGGAGAUGCUUUGCUUAUAAGAGGUUGUGGCAGGACAGACUUUCAGCAAGGUUAGACACCAAGUUUGUUUAAAAGAGCCAAAAUGUGUCCAAAAAGGCUCCUUAAUUUAAAUAUUUUAAUUUGUCUUUUAUUUUUAGUCAAAUAUGUUGAUGUUCAAUGGUUUUCACUAAUAAUUUGCCAGUAAAAAAAGCUGGUAAGUUAAUGGACUUACAUUCUUUUAAAAAAUCAAUUCUGACCAGUCAAAUAUCUCCAUAUAAGUUGCUAACACCAAGUUUAUUCAUACAGAUACCAAUUCACUGCAAUUUACCAAGUAAUUUACCAAGUAAUUGCAGACUGUUUUUUUUAUUGUUUUGCAUUAUAAAACUAUGUUCUUAUAUUAGAUUUUUAACAAAGCCAAAUCUGUUCUAAUUUUAUUGUAUUUAAUAAAGAUAGGUAAGAAAUAAAUAAGUGCUGGGAAUUUGACUGCCUAAGGGUCGCAUGCCGCCCGCUGAACCAUUUAAUUUUGGCCCGCGAGACCUGGGAAAUGGAUUAAUGUUUUUGUGAAAUGUACAAAUUGUAAUUUAUUAUCAGCAAAAUCCCUUGAAAAUAAUAGAAUCUCAGUGUAAAAUUGUCCAAAUUUAAAAGUAAUCACAGCAAAAUAAAAAAAUAGGUUCCAUACUAAUUAUUUUCUUUUAUAUCUACUAAAAUUUAUCACUCUGCGCUCCUGAAAAAAAUAAUUUCCAUGCAGUAGAUAGACUUAAUAAGUAUUUGUAUCGUGUGGGGAUUUCAUGAUGUUUUACAUUUUAAAAAGAAAUAUAUUAAAUUUAACUUUUCAUUAUUUCAUUACCAGGUAAUCCAGGUACUUUGUAUGAUAGUGUACACAAAAAAAUUCUCUCCUUACCUCAGCAUUUUAAGGUAUUCCCUGGUCAUGAUUAUACAGGUAAAUUAUGGAAAAAUAUCACAAUUAUUCACAGUUUUGUGUUUUAAGUAUUGUUUUACUCCAUAAAUGUAUUCACGCUUAAAGCACUGUAAUCCACAAAUAUCUUAUACUUGUAGUUCUAAUGUGCCAAAAUUGUUUGCGCUGCCACUUCACUAAUGUUAAAUACUUUAACUACAUAGACUAUCACAAUCAAUUAUUUCUUGAAGCUCUUGCAAACCUGGCAGUUAUGACAUCUUCUCUGUAUAUUUUUAUAUUCACAACCCCCUAUUUUUUUUUCUUUUCUUUCUUGUCCAAUCAAAUGCCAUUUCCUAAACCAUUACAUUUAUUUUGUUUUCUACACAUUUGUGGUAAAAUUGCGCAUCAAUUCAGAGUACUAGUCUGUAACUUUUGCUUUUAUCUUCAUUUUUUACUCUUAACUAUUUUAUAAGCAAUAAUUUUGCAGUUCAUACUGUGUGAUAAUAAAGAUAAGAAGUUAAAUGCUUAAACAUCCAAUUCGAAAUUAAUUUUUAUGAGGAGGCCAUAUUGUAAUUGAAAAAGGUCCUUACAAUUAAUGUAUCAGUAUCAUGCUAAAAAGUUGAUUUUAUCUUAUUAAUUAUAAAUCUCUUAAGAUGACUUAGCCAUACAUGCCAAACUGUAGGAUCAAAAACUUAACAAAAGUAAAAAAAAAAAACAUUUGUAGAACAGCAUGAAUAACUAUACCGAAGAAAAUUAAAAUGAAUACCUGUAGUCGAAAAUAGUAUAAUUUAUAUAUUUUUCAUCAUUUUUAGAAUUGUUUUAAAUGCAUGAAUAAAAAAAACUAAUCACCUCCCCUUUGCCCUUGCACUUUUAAGCAUGUUUACAUCAGACAUAAAUGGAUAGAUCAUAUCUUUUAAAUGAAAAUUGAUAAUUUUAAGUGCAAUUUUUGUCAAAUUUUGAGUCUAUUCAUUCUGGUCAAUAGCAGAAUUAAUAAAAAUUGACCCAUAUAAUGGAAUUGAUAGCAAUUUAGAUGUAGUUAGAAAUAUUUCUUCUGUUAAUUUUGCUAGCUGAAGUAAUAAAGAUUCCUUUAUAUAUGUUAAUAAAGUAAAGUAAAUUACGUUCGUCUGUCUUGAGAAAGUUAUUGAGUACAGUUUACUGCCAACUUAUAACCUAAUUUUUUAUCACUGAAGGAAAAUGUCAUGUUGAUAGAUAUAGAUAAUAAUCCAGCAGGAGUAACACAAUAAAUACUAGUAGGUCUACAAAAAGAAUAUAAUAUAGACUACAGUUCUCACUGAUUUUAUCUCUAAAUAACGUAUAGUUGAACAAUGAAGAAGAUCAUAUCAGCUUUUAGUUUUUGAAAGUGUUAACAUGUUAAAUUUAGCCAUGCUGAAUUAUAAAUAAACAGAUUUGUAUGGUUUACUACUCAUGGUAGUUACAACCCACCCCUACUACUUUUUUGUUUUAGUGUUAACCAUUGAUAUCAAUUGAAACGGCACUGUUUCUAUAUUUAGAUGACCUAUCGAUCCUCAUCCGACCAGGAGGAUUUACAUUUCUGUUGUCCGAAGUUAAACUUUUUGCUCUGCCAGUUUUGAAUGUGCAUAUUGUGCAAAGGUAUUUCUUUGCUAAAUCCAGUUGAAAACCAUACAAAAGUCUGUACAGCCGUACAAGUUAAAUCUGUUAAAAAGUUUAAAAAUUACAGAUAAACCUUACAGCUUGGCAUUUAUGACUUAGGCUUUAGUUCACGCCUUACCUUUUUUAAGGAUGUACCAAACAGAAUUGAGCUUUAUUUCCAAUGGCAGGAUAACAUGAAGAAGUUGUACAUUUUUUCAUGCCUAAUAUUUAAACUGUUAACAUGAUAGUAUACAACUAUAAAUUACUCCUUGAAAAAUGCCAUUUUCUCCAUUUUUUUUACAUUAGGCCAAACAAUGUCCUCGGUCGGAGAAGAGCUCAGAUUCAACUCCAGAUUGACAAAGCCAAAGAACGAAUUCAUUGAAGUUAUGGGCAGGCUUAAUUUGCCUUACCCAAAACAAAUAGGUGAGUUUGCCAUUAUUCUACACUUAAGGUUAUUUAAUCAAAACUUAAACUUAAAUGUGCUCUAGGCAUAUUUCCACCAUUCCUACCCCACCACCACCAACUAUAUUCAAGUGAGUAUCAGUAAAAAUUAUUUAAAAAAAAAUCUAUUACUUUAAACACUUUUGACAUACAAUUGAAAAUCCUAGUGCUUAGAGUGCUUACGUCACAAAUUAUUCACUUUAAGUUAUUUAACCUAACUGCACAUUAAAUAAGUUAAUUUGUCUGUGUUUCUCUGCUUGGGAAAGGGACUUGGGUGCAUAUUUAUUUGUUUUAUUUAUACCAUAUAAAACAGGUUAUGGCAGUAACUGUUUAUAAGGGUUAGGCAAAGAUGUAACUAAAGUUAUUUUUAUAAGACUUCCAAGAAGACUGUUUACUCUUCUUUUUUUCACCAGUGUUAUUUCCCUUUCAGAUAAAGCUUUGCCAGCAAAUAUGGUGUGUGGCGUUUUUGAUGUCCCAGAAAACAGUUAAUUUUUAUUGGAGUUGCUGACUAACAUAACUUUAUUUAUUUUCAUUUUUCAACAAUUGAAAAUUAAACUGUCUGUUUAAGCCUUGUCAAAAUGUUUUUACUGGAUUGUUUGAUAAACACGUUUGAGUGAUAUACAUUAAAUGGUAAUAAUUAUAGAUUUUGUGAUUGAAAAAAUAGAGAUUGUAACAUUAAUAGAUUUUUACCUAUUCUUAUGGUUUAACCAUUUGCACAAAAAUGGCCCUAAAUAAAUGUAAAAUUUAAAAAAAGUUAUAUUUUUAGUAGCUUGCCAUUGACUAUACUUUCACAUAUCUUACUGCUAGUGCUUAAGAUUCAGUUAUGCUUAAGAUUCAGUUAUGCUUAAGAUUCAGUUAUGCUUAAGAUUCAGUUAUGCUUAAGAUUCAGUUAUGCUUAAGAUUCAGUUAUGCUUAAGAUUCAGUUAUGCUUAAGAUUCAGCUAUGUUUUUACUUUUGUUUUACUUUCCAAGCUUUCAGAAUUUGCUCACUAAAUGCUAUUGCUAGACCUUGUUGUCUUUAUAGAAUUUUAUUCCGGUCAAUGAAUACUGAUUUAUGUUGUACAUUUUGUUAUGAAUAUAAUUUUCUAUUUAUGUAGCAGAUGUUAAUGAUUUGAAUUUGAAAUAAAAAGGGGUGAUUAUUCAAAAGUUGAUUUAAUAAUGUUCUUGUGUUGUCGGUUAUCUUCCAUGUUGAUCUUUUAAAUUUCAAUGUUUAAAAGUUGACUAUACUGAGAAUUUAAAACUGUUAAAAUUUAAAAAAGAUAAU
Molecule: messenger RNA, 10278 nt
Organism: Lymnaea stagnalis (great pond snail)
Lineage: Eukaryota; Metazoa; Mollusca; Gastropoda; Lymnaeidae
Source: the annotation of a GenBank genome assembly